AUGGAAGCGCAGACGGAAUUGCUUCGGCAGUUUGUGAAUUUGUGCAAAUCAAAUCCGUCGAUUCUCCAUGAGCCGCGUUUUGCUUUUUAUAAAAAUUAUUUAGAAAGUCUUGGAGCAAAAAUUCCUCCUGCACAAGAUGCAUCAGAAAAUGAAAAUAAUAUGGAAACGGAUGAAAAUGUACCUGAUUUAGAUAUGUCUUGCGUUAUUGAAGCUGAUCAUGAUGAUCCAUUACCUAUGGGAGAUUCUGAAAAAGAGAUAACGGAUGAAGAUUUGGAAAAGGCAAAUGAAGAGCGUGAUCUUGCCAUGAUAGCUUUUAGCGAUGGUGACUUUGCUAAGGCAACCAAACAUUACACAAAUGCCAUCGAACUUAACCCUGGUUCAGCUUUGCUUCACGCUAAGCGAGCUAGUAUAUUGUUGAAUUUAAAAAAACCAAACGCAGCAAUACGUGACUGCGAUAAAGCAUUGUCAAUUAAUCCUGAUUCUGCACAAGCGUACAAAUUUCGCGGAAGAGCUAAGCAGCUUCUUGGCAAGUUUCUCGAGAGUUAUCAAGAUUUAGCCACUGCAUGUAAAUUGGAUUAUGAUGAUAUGGCCAACGAAUGGCUUAAAGAGGUCGAAGCUAAUGUUAGUGUUUUUUGA
Dracunculus medinensis (Guinea worm) is the source of this 636-nucleotide messenger RNA. Lineage: Eukaryota; Metazoa; Nematoda; Chromadorea; Rhabditida; Dracunculidae. The record is from the annotation of a GenBank genome assembly.